AUGGCCGAGCGGCUGUCGGAGGAGCAGAUCGCCGAAUUCAAGGAGGCUUUUUCCCUUUUCGACCGGGAUGGAGACGGUUGUAUCACCACAAAGGAGUUGGGCACCGUCAUGCGCUCGCUGGGGCAAAACCCCACUGAAGCGGAGCUGCAGGACAUGGUGGGGGGGCUGGAUGCCGGCGGCAGCGGCACCGUCGACUUCCCCGAGUUCCUCUCGCUGAUGGCGAGGAAGAUGAGGGAGAUCAAGGAGGCCGACUGCAACAACGACGGGCAGGUCAACUACGAGGAGUUCGUGAGGAUGAUGACGGAGAAGUGA
Messenger RNA from Egretta garzetta (little egret), 312 nucleotides. RefSeq names its product calmodulin, striated muscle-like. The record is from RefSeq and is a predicted model, not a curated record. Lineage: Eukaryota; Metazoa; Chordata; Aves; Pelecaniformes; Ardeidae. Gene Ontology annotation, molecular function: enzyme regulator activity; calcium ion binding.